Messenger RNA from Stegodyphus dumicola, 4178 nucleotides. Its product is annotated as dual specificity protein phosphatase 3-like. Gene Ontology annotation, cellular component: cytoplasm. NCBI's taxonomy places the organism in Eukaryota, Metazoa, Arthropoda, Arachnida, Araneae, Eresidae. Gene Ontology annotation, biological process: protein dephosphorylation; negative regulation of MAPK cascade. Gene Ontology annotation, molecular function: MAP kinase phosphatase activity; protein tyrosine/serine/threonine phosphatase activity. The record is from RefSeq and is a predicted model, not a curated record.
CACUUUCUUGAGGGUGUUCGCGGGAUUUAGAGUUUAACAGGUGUUGCUUCUCAGUUCUUUGUGUUAAGGAUGCACGCCUUUUCGGAUUAUCCAUCGCCGUUUUCUCUCAGGCCUAGUUGUGAUUAUUUGUCGUCAAGAAUUUUAACACCACCCGUGGUUCGAAGACGGCUACCCCAAAUUCGUUCUUCCACGCUUCGGAAAGAUCGCAUGUCCAGGCCUCUUUCCACAUCUUUCCUAGAAACUGUCAGAGCGUACGGAAGCGGUGAUAGUCACACAGCUGCCGUGUAUGCAGGUAGACACUUCAGCAGAAAAGAAAUACCUCUGUGUACACCUGAUGAACUGUUAGACAUUAUUCGGGAGCCUUCAGGAUAUUAUUCACUACCUACAGAUCCUUGGAAUGAAGUAUAUCCUGGUGUAUAUCUGAGUGAUGCCCCUACAGCCAUGUGCACAUCUUUGUUGAAACGUAUGGGUAUCACUCAUGUCUUAAAUGCAGCUCAAGGGAAGGAGAAAAGCUGUGGACAAGUUAACACCUGGUCAGGGUUUUAUUCGCAGUCUGGUAUUCAGUUUCUUGGAGUUCCUGCUUUUGACAAUGUCGUCUUCCGAAUUUAUCCAUACUUUGAGGAAGCGUCACAGUUCAUUCAGGAUGCUCUCAAAACAGGAGGUAAAGUCCUCGUGCACUGUCGUGCUGGAAUCAGUAGAUCAGCGACACUUGUGUGCGCAUAUCUUAUGCUGAAAGAAGGCUUCAGUGUUCAAGAGGCAGUGAAAGCAGUUCGCAAGCACAGAGCUAUCAUUCCGAACGAUGGAUUUCUUCAACAAUUAUGCGAUCUCAAUGACAAACUUAAACGCAAAAAUAAUAUUUGACGCACUUCAAGAAUAAAAUAAUUCCUCUUUCGACCAAUUUAUCAUAAAUUAACGACACUGAGAAAUUUUUGUUAUUGGAGGAAAAGAUGAGUGCUGAGGAUAAAAAAAAAAUGAACAUUAGUAUAAUUACAGUGCAUUUUUCCAGAAUGAUACGUGCAUAUGCGAAGAAAUCAGUGAAAGCCAAUCAUUUGUUUUAUUUUCCAUUAUGUUAAAAAAACCAAUCAUUUCAAUUGUAUUUUAGAAUUUCUUAACCUAUGCAGAUAUCUAACUCGCGAUCAAACAAUCAUAAAAUUUAUUACUGAUUGAAUGCCUAAAAGCUGCAGAAUUUGUCUCAGGUUCCGUUCUAAGCAGCCAAACGAGCUAAUUGCGUGGAAUAUCAUGGUUUUCUUCGUAUUUAAUGGCAGGGUAGUUUUCUUUAGAAUAUCAUCCAAAAAAACAUUUUUUUUUUAAAAUUUGCGAUGGAUUAACAAAAAGUUAAAAAUAACUAAAAUCUUAUAAACAGAAGUUACAAACAAUAGAACUAAGAACAAAAAGGCCGAAAUCUUUACCUAAAGAGCGUUAUUAAUUCCCAGUAUCUCGACUCUUCUGUAAAACCACGAAGAGCCUCACAUCGGAGUAGGUGACACCAGUCCAUUUCUUCUCCAGAAUCACAAAGUGGGCAAAUAGAAUCGCUUGAAAUGCAUGUAUAGUGCAGGUGGACGGCAAGGCAAUUUUAAGGCUAUAAGAUAAGAUAUUAGAUGUAAAUAAUUUUUUUUAAAAAACAGUUUAAUCCUUCAAUAUGAAAUGGAUAUAUUUGGAUAUUGUAGUGAGCUGGCACGUUUUCUUGCAAGAAAGUCCGCUUGUUCAUUGUUCCAAAGGCCACAAUGGCCAGGCACCCACUGGAGAACGAUUUGUUCCCUCUCACUUUAAAGUGAGAAUUCUCAGGAACUCUUGACAAUAUAAAAUUUCAGGUAUUAAUGGGUGUUAAACAGAACUAAUUGAUUUAAUGGCUGAGCGAGAAUCAGAAAAAGAAAUAUGAUUCCCUUUCGCCAUUACUUGAUAGCCUUCAGAGGCUUCGCCAUAUAGUAAUAAAUAAGUAAGUAAAAAUUAAUAUUAUCUAAAAACUAGUUCCGAACUCCUAACGGACGUCAGAUGAAAUGUCGCUGUGUCUGAAAUUAACUAUAUAGUCUUGGAAAGGCUUAAAAUAAACCUUUCUGUUUGAGCACGAACUUGACUAUAAAUGUACUUCCUUGUGGUAAUAGGAUCAACCACAAAUUGUGACCAUGCAACUGAACUAACAGUGAAAUUCAAAUUUAAAAGUAGUCAAAGACUAUACAGUUAAAUUAAGCUUAUGCUGGCUCAAACACUCUAACCAGAAUACAAAGUCUAAAUGUUGGCAGCAAUUAACAGAAAGUCGAACAAAUUACAAAUUUAUCAAUGCUUACGUAACGUGGUCACAGGGGGAACAAACUCUCUCGGUCCAAUCCAAAAACCUCAUUAAAUAUUCUCUAACUCAUUUACAUUUCUGGUGAGAAAAGAGUAAGGAGAAGUUAUAGCAAGGUCUAAAAUUAUGAAUAAAUGAUUAAUUAAAAUAAUAAUCUUAUAACCUAUGGAGUUUUUUCUUCAAAAGGAAAAAAAUGGAUAAGCGUUAGAUUUUUUCUUAAAAAAUUAAACAUAUGAUCUAAAAUAAGUUUUAUUGUUUAUAUCAUCGUAAAGUGCAUAACUUUAUUUGCGGUAUGUACAGUUCUCAUUCCGAUCAGUCUCUUCUGAGGAACACACGAUUUCGUUGUCAUUUUCACUAUCGUUAUUGAAAACGUUUUUUCCCACUGUAAAUAGUACCUACUUUCAAAUGAUAGAUAUGAAAAGCCCUUUGCUUUUAAAUUUUAACGUAAAAUGUCCUGGGGCACUUUUAGACAUUGACCAUAUUCACAUGAACAUUCAGGCGAUCGAUGCUGUUUUGGUAAACGGAAUGCUGCCUACAAUGCCAUCAAUGUAUGUUCAUGUACGAUGUAUUUUUUUUAACAAACAAGCUGAAAAACAAAAAUGCUUGUGAAAUUAAUGGUUUAUUACACAGGUCAAGAUUAAUUCCUCAUCUAUCUUCUUGAAAAUCAAGAUGCGGAUAUUAACAAGUGCAUGCGGUGUUUCAUUAGUUCUAUUCUGCGCAUUCAUAAAAUACAUUUUAAGGUCCUGUAAUCAUCUUAACGUAUAUAAAGGUUAUCUUAAUCAUCCGAAGUAGAGGAAAAUGCUAUCUCUUCUAACAUUAUUUGUUUCCCUAGAAAGUUCUGAACGAAGGCACUUCUCUUUAGAUAGAUAACCUUUGCUCAAAUGGGCUAAUAAUAUACAAAUAAAUCAAUAUUUAAGCUAAUAAUGUAGCAAAUAAGACUGAUAAAUAUCUGAAAGAAUAUUAGAAAAAUGGUCACUGUAGUUGAUAACCGUGCUGUGAUUAUGGAGGCUACUGUAGUAAGAAAUGAUUUUUUUAUUUUCACAUUUUAUCAGUUUGGAAAAGGUAAAGGUACCCUUAAAGUAGAGAUUAGAGAAGAACGUAUGAUUUAGGAAAAGAAUCACAAGCAGAUUUAUGGUAAACUUCUUCAUGUUAUAGCAUCACCUAAUGCUUUUCUUCCCGAGUGAAAGAAGUUUCUAUCGAUGGUUGUUUUGGUUCCGCCAGAUUAAGGCAGAAGGGCUUUUUUACCUUUUAGAUUGGAUAUACCAUUGGUGGAGGGAAGUAAAAGAAAAGAGAGCAGAUAGAAAGUUGUUUGCGUAAAAACGCAUCAGCAUCUAUCUAACUUUUCCUGAUACGAAUUUUUAAAAUGUACUCAUUUUUUUCUGAAUAAUUUUAUUAACAAAUUAAUGAAAAAAAAUCAAAAAAGCAAUUAAAUUUAUUUUCCACACCCGGGUGUCAGAGGACUGAAAUACUUCAAGAUGGCAACAUACUUAAACUCGAAAAAUUGGCCACUCAGCAUGUAAUUAGUUGUGUUAAGUUUGAAGAUAUAUAACUUUGUUUUGGUUCAGUUGAUUAUGCUUUCGAAAAAUCGCAAAGCAUUGAAACGCAUAUGCGAUUGCAUAAAUAUUGCAUGCAAAAUCUCAGACAAGUUGAAGUAAUUCUCAGCUGCCAUCCUCGUCACCAGCACCAGCCCCUUUAUGCUCUGUACCUGCAAUGAAUUAAUUUUAUCUUAAGUUAGUUUUUUCGGCUUCUCUUAUUCCAUGUAUAUACUUAUCUCCUUGAACUGUAAACCCUGAAUUAUGAACCUUGAAUUAUGUAUUUUGCCUUAUUUUAUUGUUUUCACUGUUUUGCCUUUUUUUAUUUUAUGUAUUAUUUCGCUUUUUAGUAUUUUACUUCU